CUUCAUACAUAUGUCUUUUGGUCUUCAGCAUGUAGGAAAAAAGAGAAAAAAAGGCAUGACUACUACUGAACUUGAAAACAUUCAAAAUGAUCAACCUCUUAGACAGAGAACCAAAAACGACUGUCUCGAAAAUAAAAGCCGCAUUCCAUUCACAGUGUCGACAUUCAGUGCAACAUCUCGCCCAGUUCUCGCUCUUCGUUCCGGCUGUGGUAAACCGCCGUUAUUGUCAAACACUGUGUUUGUGGUUCCUGCUUUGAUCACCCUGAAAGGUUUAUACAAACACCCCACUUUUUAUACUUCGCCUUCUGUCGCCACUGAAAUCACUCUUUUUGCUUAUAAACAAAUCUUUGGAAAAACGUCAUUGACAACAACAACAGUAACAUCAGUGCCAUCAUCUUCAGCGUCGACUAUUCCGCCUUUGAGUUCCAGCUCUACUCCUGUGAAGCUCAUCACAAUGUAUGAACAUAACAAGAAAACCUCAAACAAGCCACUCAGUCACUCAAAGCCAUCUCAUUCAGCGACGACGGCUCCUUUGAAAAGGACAGAGACUACUAUGGGAGCUGCAACGAAGCGCCUAUACGAACCAACGCCCAUAGAGCAGCUUUUGUCGAAUAACAGUCAUCCAAAGUUUCUACCCACGUCUGUCCCUGUUAAAAAAAUCAAGAUGUGUGGAAACCCACCACCUACUGAUAAACUAUCUAUGAAUGACGUGAACAAAAGCACCCAUCUAUCCACAGCAUCUGCUAUAAAAACUGUACCGAUGACAGAUAACUCGAUGAAGCAUACACCCAAAGCUUCACUGUCGGCACCGACCAUGAUUACUACUACUACUACUACUGCUGCUGCUGCUGCUGCUGCUG
Mycotypha africana is the source of this 860-nucleotide messenger RNA. RefSeq lists its product as uncharacterized. The record is from RefSeq and is a predicted model, not a curated record. The annotation marks the transcript as partial. NCBI's taxonomy places the organism in Eukaryota, Fungi, Mucoromycota, Mucoromycetes, Mucorales, Mycotyphaceae. The transcript has a single exon.